AUGUUCCUUAUUUUUAUCCUCCUGCUCAUCGGAGUCUCCGCUGAAUGGAUCGAAAUAACUCAACAGUACAGGAAACCUACCAAUAAGCAUUCGUCAGAGAGUGACCAAGUGUACUUUAAUGAUAGCAUUGAGCAUUGGCAUCAAAGUCAAGAUUUUUUCAGUGUUCGUGAUCGAGUUAACAGCAACGUGUACCAUAAAGUGAACUUUGAUAUUAACAGUGACAAUAAAAAGAAAGUUCCAACAGAGAGCAUGGGUAAAAUAGAGAGAGUGUCUAUUAGCAAAGUAGGUAACGUGAAACGUGUUCAGAUAUCUGAUUCUACUGUGAAAUCGUCUGCAAUAAAAACUGAAAAUAGCAGGCUGGUUACUACUGCUAGAGAUAAACUUAGUGACACAGCGAAACAAAAUAAUUUAAGAAAUAAUUUACAAGAUAAUCGUAAGGAGCAUCAAGCCACUGAACCAAUAGCAACACCAGUAAAUACAAACAAAAAUUUAAAUUCAAGUUUAGUUCUGGAUAAUCCAUUGAAAAGUUAUAAACCGCUUAGAACAUAUAAAGAAAAGCCCACAUUCGUAACAAAGGGUGAUUCGUUCGAAGCAGAGGUAACAAAAGAAGAAGAAAAACAACAAAAUAAAAACAAAUUAGACUUCAGAAACAAGCCAAUUACUACUGAUAUCCCAAAAAUUGUUUCAAAAGACGAAAAGCUCACACAGAAAAAUGAAAUUUUAACAAUCAACUACGUAAAAGCUAUACAAAAAAAGAACAAUAAAAUCUCAAACAAACAAGAUGCAAGCAAUAAUAAGAAUGAACCUCACAAAUCUAUUGUUGAAGAUCCAAAAGAUAGCACUUUGGAAACUGUUGUUAAAUUUAUGAAAAUAAUAACUGACACUAUAUCAAAAAAUACCAGAAAAAAAAUUAGUACUAAAGUUAGGUAUUUAGAAGAUCUGAGAAAUACAAUAUUAACCAACAUUAGUAAGUAUUAUAAAUCAAAUUGA
Molecule: messenger RNA, 990 nt
Organism: Bombyx mandarina (wild silkworm)
Lineage: Eukaryota; Metazoa; Arthropoda; Insecta; Lepidoptera; Bombycidae
Source: RefSeq, a predicted model, not a curated record